Molecule: messenger RNA, 570 nt
Organism: Cucumis melo (muskmelon)
Lineage: Eukaryota; Viridiplantae; Streptophyta; Magnoliopsida; Cucurbitales; Cucurbitaceae
Exons: 1
Coding region: 1-570 (189 amino acids)
Source: RefSeq, a predicted model, not a curated record
AUGACAAGUGCUACUUUGAAUAUGUUGGCUGCUGAUAAACUUAAUGGCAAUAAUUAUGCAUCUUGGAAAAAUACUAUCAACAUUGUGCUAAUCAUCGAUGACCUUAGACUUGUCCUAGUUGAGGAGUGUCCUCAAGUCCCAGCUGCUAAUGCAACUCAAACAUUUCGAGAAGCACAUGAGCGAUGGGUCAAGGCAAAUAAAAAAGCUCGAGCAUACAUCUUAGCAAGCUUAUCUGAAGUACUGGCUAAGAAACAUGAAUCAAUGCUUACUGCUCAUGAGAUCAUGGACUCCUUGCAGGAGAUGUUUGGUCAGGCCUCUUAUCAAAUCAAGCAUGAUGCUCUAAAAUACAUUUAUAAUGCUUGUAUGAACAAGGGAGUUUCAGUGCAAGAACAUGUUCUCAAUAUGAUGGUUCAUUUCAAUGUGGCAAAAAUGAAUGGGGUUGUCAUCAAUGAAGCCAAUCAGGUUAGCUUUAUUUUGGAAUCUCUGCUAGAGAGUUUCCUACAAUUUAGAAGCAAUGUUGCUAUGAAUAAGAUUGUUUAUAUUCUUACUACCCUUCUCGAUGAGCUAUAG